CCACCUCUGUUGUGUGGUGCAUUUUCCGACGGGAUGCUGUGCGAGUUAUUCGCACAUGAAUGUCGUUACACGCCGAAGUUCGGCCGCCGUGAGCGACUAAUCGGAUGUGUUCAUGAUAGCCGUGCCGCAUCACAGACACGGGGGGGGCUUCGCUGUGAUUCAGAGCAGCGGCUGAAUGAAACGGUGGCAAUCCGUCUCAUUACGGUCUCAAUUAACGAUCGUUAUCUAGACGUGGAGAUAAAUGGCUCAGUUAGGGUUUGAAGCUUCUCUUCACGCAUCCUCUUACCCAACCUCCCCAGUGGGGACAAAAAAAAAGAAAAAAGAAAAACAAUAAUAGUAAUCCCCAUAAAGACCCGCAGCGCGUCAAUAAAGAACAUAAUUGUUUUUGCUGCGACGGCUGUUUUAUGACCGGUUUCGUGUUCGGCUACUUUCGCCGCGAGUUCUCCCCCCGUCUCGCGGCGGCGCGGCCGAGGAAGAGAGCGCACGCACUCCCCCCGGAGCGUCAGUCUACGCUCGCGCUCUUUCACUUUGUCCUCGCUAUUCCGAGCGAGCGCCGAGGGAGAGCGGGGAGAGCGAGCUGGGUGUCUCGUGCGGAUUCCACCGACACAAGGCGCGCGGAGGACCUUCGCGGCUAAAACCCCUGCCCGUCUGCGCGCGAUUUAGCACAAAUUUACGCAGAGAGAGAGGGAGAAGUAGAGAGGAGGAAGAAGAAGAAGAAGAAGAAGAAGAAGUGUUUGGAGAGAGACGCGCGGGGGGGGGGAGGAAUAACCAAAACGCAACACGUAUCCGGUGGGAUCCCACUCCUGAGAGAGAGAGAAGCGGCAGGAGUUGAAGCGAGGGGUGCAAGGAAAGCGAGAGGGGAGACAGAAGAAGAAGAAGAAGAAGAAGAAGAAGAAGAAGAAGAGGAGGAGGAGGAGAAGAGAGAUUUGACAUUUGGCCCCUAACAGCGCGUUUUCAAUUAAAAUAUAGAGGAAUAAUGAGGAACGUUUGGAUAAUUUUGACCCUCGGAUUCACCGCCGUCCUCGCCGGGGAGAGGAUAACAGAAGCAGCCAAGACAUCCUCUCAGGCUGAUGACUUGUACCUGGAUGACACAGGCUCAGGAGGUUAUUACCCUGAAGAUGAUGAUGACUUUAACUCAGGGUCUGGCUCAGGUGGGGGUGAAGAAGUGGUGGAAGAAACGGUGACUGUCAGUACGGUUUAUUUCGAGCCCAAUGCAGCACAACCCACCCAGGACUCCACCAAAGAUUUCACCCCCAGGGUGGACACAGCCACGGUCAGAGAAAAGGCAAGGGACAGCACACCAAGGAAACCAUUCAGAACAGAGGCACCAGUGCCAGUUACAGAGGACAUGCAGAGGAACCAGAUGACUAGUACAACUAGUGCCCCCGGCUCACCCCAGGAGGCCAUUGAGGUCCGCACUGAAAACCUCUUCCAGAGGACAGAGGUGUUGGCAGCUGUUAUUGCAGGCGGCGUGAUUGGCUUCCUGUUCGCCAUCUUCCUCAUCCUCCUGCUGGUCUACCGCAUGAGGAAGAAGGAUGAGGGCAGCUAUGACCUGGGAGAGAGGAAACCCUCCGGCGCAGCCUAUCAGAAGGCCCCCACCAAGGAGUUUUAUGCAUAAAAUCCCGCCCUCUCAUCAACAGAUUGACAAAUCUCGAGUGACUGUCAAAAACACAGUCCAUGACAACAGCAAAUCUGUUCAUACACAACAAGAAACAACAACAAAAUGUUUUCAAGUUGAUUAAGGAAAAAUAGCAUAAAGGAAAGCUUUUGCAUAGAGUAUUGUAAUUAAGACCUUUUCUUUCUUCUUUUUUUUUUUUUUUAAAUGAAAAACCAAGCAUUUCUCAUUUAUGGCAAAUCUCAGUGUAUUUAAACAUUUUGUGUAUUAUUUGAAAAGGCUGAAAAAAAUAAAAACAGGAUCUGUAAAGGCGAGGGAAACUGAUCGCAUCUGUCUUCUGUCAAAGGAGCUGUUUUUAGUCACUGACUACUUUUAACUGUAGCAGUAUGUUCUUUGUAAAGAAAAAAAAAAUUAAAAGUGGAAGUAAUUGAAAAUAAUUAUUCUGUAUCAAUCCUACGUUCAUUUUUUUCUUUUUAUUUUGUCCUAGCAUGUCUGAUGUUGAUCUCUAAAGGUGUAUUACAUUAAUUUAUCUUUUCUCUGAUGUUAAAAAAAUUGCCUUUGUAGUUCUGAUGAAGGUCUUCGGUCUUCAUAUUAACGCUGUUAACGGUCAAUUGUAAAUGUUCUCCCUUCAGGUUACAAUGUUUAUUAUUUGCUCUCACUUCAGUUUUUUUAGUCAGACGUGAGCGUUUCAUUAUGUCUUGUUGAUUUGUUUGUCUCUUCUCAGUGUCCUUUUUUUCUUUUUCGACAGGGUUUUAUUUUCAUACCAGGAAUUGGUCUUUAAAAGAUAAAAAUAAGUGUGUCAGGGCUCGGCAAAAAUCACAAAACUCGCUUCUGUUUUAUGUCUUGCUGAACUUCUUUUCUAUUUAAAUGCAUUCUGUCUCACAUUGCACAUUCACUGCUUUUUGCUUCCCACUGCUAUCGUGCAGCUUGGCGUGUGUGUAGUGUUUUGGGGUGAAGUUUCUUCUCUGUGGCUUUUUGGCCCAUAGCCACCUACCUCCCCAGCGUGUCCCUCGAGUUUACUGACUGCACCCAAACUCUGCUAACCCCCCCCCGCCCCCCGCCCCCUCAGUCUGUUUACCCUGAACUCCCUCAUUCCCACCUUCUCUUUAAUCAGAUUGGAGCAUGGCCAGUUGAGCUGUCAAUAACCCCUCCAACCCCAUCCCCCACUCUCUCUUUUUCUCACUCAGCUGUAUGGAGCCACCCUUGUAGCCUGGUGUUAUUGUCCGUGUCCCAUUGUUGAUGCUUUAGGCCCAAAGAUCGGCUCAGUGAAGCCCCGCUACUGCUUGGACACAAACAAACCAGGGCCACGGUUGAAUCCCCACAUGCAGAGCACAUACCUCUGCAGUAAAUAAACACCAGAACCCCCCCUCUAGAAAACCUAGUUUCUCAGAGGCACCGAUAAAUGAGGCUGUACAGAAAAUGUAAGACCCAAGUGUUACGUUUGAAUUAGUUUUGGGACUCAUGUUGAGGGCUAUUCAUGGUUUCUAGUGAUCAGCACAGGCAUUUCAAAAUAGCUUCUGUUGAAAGAGGAAGUUGUUUACUAGGUUUACAACCUACACAAGGUGUUUGCUUUGAUGCCAUUUUGCAUCCCGAAAUGAGUUUAACUCAAUAAGAGGCCACAAAAUGGCUGCUGCAAAAAAAGCCGUGUAGCUGCAUCAAUUGAAAGCAAAGAUUACAGUCCACUGACAACAGGUUACUGAAUUCACCUUUUUUUCUUUUAAAUGUCCACAUUAACUUGCUCUGAAGAGACACACAAGGUUUGUUCGGCAGGUUUGUGAAGUUGCCUUUUUUUUCAGCUGUACAGUAAUGUGUAGUAGAUACAGUAGAUGCUGUCACAUCGUCUAAACUCCUAACACCUACCACAUGCAGCUGUUCAUCCCUCUACCUCUCCAUCCAUCAUGUUCUUCUCUUCUUCUCUCAGUCUCGCUGUGAUCCUUAACUUGUCCACCUCCAUCCUCUUUUCCCCCCAUCUCUGUUGUCCUUUCUUGUGAUAGAACCUAAGGUACUGAACUAUACUGAAAAACCCAAAGACUCACAGUAUUUCUACUCCAACCAUCUUCUCAUUCCCACUCCCCUCCACCAGGGCCACAUCAUGUUGUUUCCUCAUUCUCUUUUCUCCUCACUCUUUUAGUUUUUUUUUUUUUCUCUCUAUUAGAGACCUGACCUUAGAGUCCAAUUGCUUAUUAGUAUAUGAAAAGAUAUAUAAAUAUAUAUAAAUGUAUAUUCACAAAUGUUUUAAACCUUCAAAGUGCCUACCAUUUGGAAAUGUACGUGCUCAAGGUGAGCAUGUGGCGGGUGUGUACACAAAGGAGGGGUGUAAACGACUUGACUGGCAUUCUGUGAGCAUGGAUGACUGUAAUGGUAACUUUUUUUUAGUCUUACAAAAGCAGACAGUAUUGUACCUAUAAGUUGAAACAACACUACUGAAUAAACAUU
Messenger RNA from Xiphias gladius (swordfish), 4051 nucleotides. RefSeq names its product syndecan 2 (gene sdc2). Lineage: Eukaryota; Metazoa; Chordata; Actinopteri; Istiophoriformes; Xiphiidae. The transcript has 5 exons. The record is from RefSeq and is a predicted model, not a curated record. The coding region runs from base 977 to 1618 and encodes 213 amino acids. Gene Ontology annotation, cellular component: cell surface; membrane. Gene Ontology annotation, biological process: cell migration.